This is a messenger RNA of Moneuplotes crassus, 2500 nucleotides long. Lineage: Eukaryota; Ciliophora; Spirotrichea; Euplotida; Euplotidae. The record is from the annotation of a GenBank genome assembly.
UAAUUAAAAGAUAUGGAGAAGAAAGUUGAAGUUCUUUGAGAAGAGCAAAUGCAAUGGCAAUUAUCACUGCUCAAAGCAACUCAUCAAGAGUUUCAUCAGAUAUUCUAUGAAGACAUCAGGCUGCCCAUUUACUCUAAUUACCCCAAUUCUAAGUUUAUAAAGAAAAUGAUUGAUCUAGGCCUGCCAAAAUCAUUGGGAGCCAUCACUUUGAAUGUUCCGUCAGAAAGCAUGAAGGAUUUUUGCAAGUUAUUUACCAAGCCUUUUAUUUCACAAGUGGAGGUAGGCAAUAUAAUAGGAAACCUGAAGACUGUUAACGUCCAAAACAAAUUUCUACCUCUUCUCAGCAGAUUCUCAUCUAUGGUUACUAAGAGAAUAACAUUUUCAAUGUUUAAUAUCAAUGAAAAACAGCUCAAAAGAAUUUUCUCAGCUGCAAGAAGAACUCCUUCCAUUGAAUUUGACAGCUGAACAAUGGUGUUCACAAGUUCUUCUGACUUUACAAGAUGCUUCACAAGGACAAAGAUUCAAAAACUCAGCUUUAUAUGAUGAGGACCAGCCUCUGAUAAAAGAUGGUGAUAUUUCCCAGAGCAGUUUGAGUAUCUCAUAUGUGGUCUGUCGACUGAAGACCUUCAAAAUAGUUUACAAACUCUUGUGGUUAAAGGCUCAGAAUUUGACAAAGCAUAUCCUCUGAGAGUCCUCCUAAAAUACAAGUUCGAUUCCACAAAUUUUGAAGGUGACUUCUAUUAUUCUCUCUCAGAUUCCGACGAAGGCUUACCCAUAUCUGAUGACUCUGAAUAUUAAUUGGUGCUUAAAUUUCAAUAGAGCUUCCUUGUUCAUAUCGACUCUAUCCUAAAUCUACCUUAACUUUGUUUAACACAUAAUAUAAAAAUGAUUACCAUAUGAAAUGGCUGGAUAUUAUUAUGCAUUUUUACAAGGCGAUUUGGAGCUCCUCCUAGUGCCCUCACGGCACUAAGAUACUUGCUUUGUACAAUUGCAUGGUUAUAGGUAUAAUAAAUUAUCGAAUAAGUUAAUGCCCAGAAUAUAAUGAAACUUAGCAGGUUGAGUCAACGAUAUAAUGAUAAAAUAGUUCUUUUGACCAUCAAAUUGGAAGAACAAGGCAAGCAUGAUGCGUCAUUGCUUUGUAUAGGCUUUAAUUUGCAUGGGAAACCGGCUUUACCAGAACUAGACGUCUUUGAAAUAUGAAGAGUUUCAAGACAACUUUGAUCUAUAAGAAUAUUUUCCUAUUUUGUAUAUUUUAUUAUAGGCAAUAAAGGAUAUGCCUCAGAUCGAAUCAAUCUUAAUAAUGUUUGAGCUUUCUUAAAAAAGGUCUCAUUAUAACUUCCUUUGUGAUAUCCUUAAAUGAGAUUUUAAACGAAAAACAAAGACAAAAGCUUUAUCAAGCUUCUCAUACUGAUGUUCUUUAUUAGGCCAAUAUAAUUGGCUCAUAGAUAUUAAUUUAAAGUAUUCACUAGCGUAGAUGAGUUUAAUGGGAUAACUAUUCAAUAAGUCAUCCCUGUUUAGCAAUGAUAUAGCCAACAGGAAAAUUCUUCAUUGUUGUAUUCAAAGCUAGGCCAUGUUAUAUGCAUUUACAAACCUUGGCCUUGAGUAUAUAAAUUACAGAUCCUCUAAGUUUAAAGUCUUUAUUUAUCUUUCCUCAUUUAAUAGAAUAAUAUAGAAUCAUAAUGAUGCAUUUGACCAAACAUAGGCUUCUCCAACCUCUGUUUGGUAAAAGUAUUAAUAUAAUUGAAUUCCCAACAUCAAUGCAGGAGAAUCAAUCUAAGAUUGAGGAUGAAAGACUUUCAUGGCAAAAGGAACUUCUACGAGAAACCAUUCUGGACCAUGUCAAGGUUCCUCGUGAUGAACUCAGCCUAGCAAUAAUUCAAGCAUAUGAUCGCUUAAAUCUGAUGAAAAUAGUCUCCCGGCUAAAUCUGAUAGGGCUCUGAGGAGGCAUUUAUUUAGAUGCACCUCGUAAAAGCAUAAAAGAUGUAGCGAGAGUCUUGAAGAAAGCGUCAAAUUCUAAGCCAAGUACACUCUGAAUAGCCUGAGAUUGAAGGUAUCUGUGUAGCCCACAGAAAUUGCUCCUUUGUUGAGUAAAUGUGCUCCUAGGAUAACACAGCAGGUGAUUCUAUCACUUCUAGAUUUCAAUGAAAAGCAGCUGAAAAGGAUAUUUUCAGCUGUAAGGAGCAUCCCAAAUGUACAGUUCAGCUACUGUAGGAUAUAUCUCUUAAGCCCUUAAGACUUUACAAGAUGUUUCACAAGUUGUAAGAUCCGAAAACUAGAACUUUAUCGCUGAGAAUCAAUCACUGAUAAAGGUUGGGGAGACUACCCUGAACAAUUUGCGUACCUAAUAUGUUGACUCUCUACUCCCGAAUUCAUCAGUAGCUUGCGUACAUUUGUGGUGCGUAGGUCUAACCUUGCUGAAGAAGAUUUUAUGACUACCAUCAACAGGUACGGGUUUGGCCAAGUGGUGUUUGAAGGUGACUUUGAUAUCUACCCUAAAUGU